Messenger RNA from Betta splendens (Siamese fighting fish), 8294 nucleotides. RefSeq names its product ATP-binding cassette, sub-family A (ABC1), member 7 (gene abca7). NCBI's taxonomy places the organism in Eukaryota, Metazoa, Chordata, Actinopteri, Anabantiformes, Osphronemidae. Gene Ontology annotation, biological process: transmembrane transport; lipid transport. Bases 161 to 7267 code for a protein of 2368 amino acids. Gene Ontology annotation, cellular component: intracellular membrane-bounded organelle; membrane. The transcript is spliced from 50 exons. Gene Ontology annotation, molecular function: lipid carrier activity; ATP binding; ATP hydrolysis activity. The record is from RefSeq and is a predicted model, not a curated record.
ACACAAAGUGUGGGCGGGGACAGUGCUUGGGUUUGACACUGCACACAGUAGGGAAAUGAUGAGUCAAUGUGAAGUCGACCGGCGGUUGGUGUGGUCGGAAUGAAGACUUUGUCGUCUUAAUGAGGCAGGAUCUCAUCAUGGCAGGAAGCUGUUGAGAGCGAUGGGGUACUUCAGACAACUUUUCCUCUUGCUCUGGAAGAAUGUCGCGUAUCGCAGGAGGAACAAGAUCCAGCUGAUCAUCGAGCUCCUUUGGCCCCUCUUCCUCUUUGUCAUUCUCAUCUCUGUUCGUCAUUCCCACCCUCCUUACAAACAGAGCCAAUGCCACUUUCCAAACAAGGCCUUGCCAUCAGCUGGAACAUUGCCCUGGAUUCAGGGUAUUAUCUGCAACAUCAACAACCCGUGCUUCCACAGCUCGACACCUGGGGAGACACCAGGCCAAGUUGGCAACUUCGACAACUCCAUACUAUCUCGCCUGUUGGUGGAUGUCCACACUAUUCUGUCCUACAGUGGAAACCGGAGCUUAUUGAGCUUUCAGGACCUGAUGGAAAGUGUACAACGGCUGGGAGAAAGACCUGGAGCCUGGCCAAACCUGCCAGUGGAGGACUACCUGAGAGCCAAUGAGACAUUCUCCACAUUCCUUCGGACCAAUGGCAGUCUGUCUCCUGUGACUGUGGACCAGUUGAUGAAAGCCCAUCUUAACUUUCAGGUUUCUUUGGCUGGUGCUCAGAUGCAGCUGAAGGACCUGGUGUGUAAUGCGAGCAUGUUAGGACAGUUUCUGACUGUGGACGGAGGUCAGGCAGUUGCACAUGAUCUUCAGACUCAGCUGUGUGACCUGCCCGCUGACAUCCUGCGUGAGGCAGAACGCCUCUUUCUAACUCAGCUGGACUUUACCAAAUUCUUUACGAGAGACCGUCUGAUCUCUAAUGCCGGAGACCUCAGACUCAUCAGUCAGGCCGUCACCUCAGUUUCCCAGGAGCUCGCUGUUCUCAUGGAUGAUUUUUCGUCUCUCUCCAGCUUUGCGGAAAUGAGCGCUGCUCUUCGUCUCCUGUCUCCAGAGAAUCGCACCGCGAUGCCCAGAGAGAGUUUCCAAGCUUUCUCAAGGAUCAUGUGUGGCCACCCUGAGUUUGGUGGCGAGCGCAUCCCAUCACUCAACUGGUAUGAAGACAAUGACGUAAAGUCUUUUUUAGGCAAAAAUGGCACAGAGGACAUUGACCUGGACCACGACAACCACACCACUCCGUUCUGUAAAGGUUUGAUCCAGGGUCUGGAGUCUAACCCUCUGUCUCGCAUUGUGUGGCGAGGAAUCAAACCUCUGUUCAUUGGAAAACUGCUGUACACACCCAACACUCCUGCAGUACAACAAGUCAUGAAAGAGGUGAACAAGACCUUCACAGACCUGAAGCUCCUGCAAGAGCUGAAUGAAGCCUGGGAGGAGGUGGGGCCAAGGAUCAAGAGCUACAUGGAGAGCAGCGUGGAGGUCCAGCUGCUGCGGAAUUUACUGAGGCGGCCCGAGCUGGCGGUACUGGUCAACAUGCGUUUGGAGAACACGACGUGGACAGCAUCCCGAAUCGCACGUUUCCUGUCCACACCCUCAGCAGACGCUCCUAGGAGGCCUGAAGCUCCUGCUACGUGGCUGGACAUCUACAACGACAUCAGCCACAGCAUUGGCACAAUUUCACAAGUCACUGAGUGUUUCUCUCCAAACAAGCUGGAGGGGCUGGAGACUGAGGGACAUCUGGUUGACAGAGCGUUGGAGCUACUGGAGAACAGGGAGUUCUGGGCAGGUGUCGUUUUUGUGCUGCCCAACUCUUUAUCCCACAACCUGCCCCCCCACGUCACCUAUAAGAUUCGAAUGGACAUUGAUGAUGUCACUCGGACCAACAAGAUCAAAGACAGGUUUUGGGACCCUGGCCCAGCAGCCGACCCUUUUAAUGACAUGCGCUACAUUUGGGGCGGGUUUGUGUACAUCCAGGACCUGGUGGAGAGAGCAGUGAGCCGAGUCCUGACCGGGGUUAAGCAUACCACGGGCAUCUACAUCCAGCAGAUGCCCUACCCCUGCUAUGUGGACGAUGUUUUCCUCCGGGUGCUGAACCGUUCGCUGCCUCUCUUCAUGACUCUGGCCUGGAUCUACACGGUGGCCAUGAUCAUUAAAGGCGUGGUGUACGAAAAGGAGGCAAGGCUGAAGGAAACCAUGAGGAUCAUGGGUCUUGGCACAGGAAGCCUGUGGCUCAGCUGGUUCAUUAGCAGCAUUGUGCCUUUCCUGAUCUCUGCAGCUCUGCUUAUUGCUCUGCUCAAGUGGGGUGACAUUUUGCCUUACAGCAACCCAGCCGUUGUCUUUUUCUUCCUAAUGGCAUUUGCCACUGCCACCAUCAUGCAGUGCUUCCUCAUCAGUACAUUCUUCUCCAAGGCCAAUCUAGCUGCUGCCUGUGGCGGCCUCAUAUACUUCAGCCUCUACCUGCCCUAUGUACUGUGUGUUGCCUGGAGAGACCACCUCAAAACCAGACACAAAAUAUUUGCUAGCUUCCUCUCCCCUGUGGCUUUCGGGUUUGGCUGUGAGUAUUUUUCUCAGUACGAGGAGCAAGGGGUGGGCAUCCAAUGGAACAACCUGCAGUCCAGCCUGGUGGAAGGAGACUCGUACAAUUUCUCUACUUCCAUAGGCAUGCUCUACGUAGACGCCUUCAUCUAUGCCAUUGCAGCUUGGUACAUUGAAACUGUGUUCCCUGGUGAGUAUGGGAUCCCCAGACCCUGGUACUUUAUCUUCCACCUGAACUACUGGGCUAGGCUUCCCCUAGAGGCAGGCGUGCCAAUCCCACCAGCACCUACAGAACAAGAUGAAGAUCACAUCGAGGCUGAACCUAGUAACCUGACGUUGGGCGUAAGCAUCAGGAACCUGGUGAAAAUCUACAAAAAUGGAGCCAAACUUGCUGUGAACCACCUCAACCUGAAGUUCUACGAGGGACAGAUCACGUCAUUCCUCGGCCACAAUGGAGCUGGCAAGACCACCACAAUCUCUGUCCUGACUGGUCUGUUCCCACCGACCUCUGGGACCAUUUACAUCAAGGGGUUGGACAUUCGCCAUGACAUGGACAUCAUUCGGAGGAACUUAGGAGUUUGUCCUCAACACAACGUUCUAUUUGACAUACUCACUGUGGAGGAGCAUGUGUGGUUUUAUGGAUGCAUGAAGGGUCUGACUGAAGCAGAAGUUAGAGAUGAGCUGGACACGCUUCUCGAUGAUGUUGGACUGCUGCACAAGCGGCAUGAACAGGCCAAAAAUCUCUCUGGUGGGAUGCAGAGGAAGCUGUCUGUCGCAAUAGCAUUUGUUGGAGGUUCUAAAGUGGUCGUUCUGGAUGAACCCACUGCUGGUGUUGAUCCCUACUCUCGCAGAGGCAUCUGGGAUUUACUGCUCAAAUACCGUAAAGACCGAACCAUCAUCUUGUCCACUCACUACAUGGAUGAGGCAGAGUUGCUAGGUGACCGUAUCGCUAUCAUCUCUCAGGGAAAGCUAUGCUGCUGUGGCUCACCACUUUUCCUCAAAUCCCAACUUGGCACUGGCUACUACCUCACUGUGGUGAAAAGGGAAGGACUGGAGACCAGCACUCCCAGCAAUACCAGUAUCUCCACCAGCACCAGUGUCAGUACCAACAAGCUGCCUCCUCUCAAGGACAGUGAGUCAUCCAUGAGUGAUGAUACAGGGCUGGGAAGUGAGGAGAACAGCUCAUAUCUCGUGGCAUUGCUCUCCCUGGCUCAGCAUUACAUCCCAGGCGCAAGGCUGGUGGAGGAGUCAGGACGCGAGGUCGUGAUCAACCUGCCACAGGCGGCUGCCAAAGACAGCAGCCUAGCCGUCUUCCUGGCUGAACUGGAUCACAGGCUACCCGAGCUGGGCAUUAGUAGCUAUGGCCUGUCAGACAGCACACUAGAGGAGAUUUUCUUGAGAGUGGCAGAGGAAACUGGUGUCGACGCGGAACCAGACCAACGGGCUCGAUCUCCCAGCAGCCGACAGCGUUCAGCCGGUCAGAGGGAGGAGAGACAAAACGCGGAAGAAGCAGAGACAGGGAGGAAAAGGCUUCGUAAGCAAGAGCCACAGGAGACAGACCCGCUGAGGGGAGACGGCCGGGGUGGCGUCCCUCUGACAGGCUGGUGGCUGACCUGGCAGCAGCUGAGAGCCCUCUUCAUCAAACGCUGGCUGUACGCUCAGCGGAGCCGCAGGGGCUUCAUCGCACAGAUUGUUCUGCCUGCUGUGUUUGUGCUGGUGGCCCUGCUGUUCAGCCUCAUCGUACCUCCGUUUGGGAAGUACCCCGCCCUGCAGCUGCAACCCUGGAUGUAUGGAGAACAAUACACUUUCUUCAGCAAUGAUGCCCCGGGGAACCCUGAAAUGGAAAAUCUCCUGGAAGCUCUGCUUGAUCAGCCAGGUUUUGGUACCAGGUGCAUGGAGAUGGAUCAAGAGGACAACAGCACGACUGUGUGUGGAGUUGAGCGGGGUGGGCUUUUCAUGCGUCCACAUGUCGCUUUCUCUACCUGGGAGAUGUUAAACAGAGGCAACUGGAGCAAAGACAGACCGUCUCCUGAAUGCAAGUGUAGCACAGAGGAAAUCCGUCGGAUGCUCCCUGACUGCCCACAGGGCGCUGGUGGACUGCCGCCUCCACAGAUGAAGAGACAGACGGGAGACAUCCUACAAAAUCUGACUAGUUAUAACAUCUCUGACUACCUGGUGAAGACCUACCCUCAAAUCCUUAAGAAAAGCCUCAAAACCAAGAAGUGGGUGAAUGAAUUCAGAUAUGGAGGUUUUUCUCUUGGGGGCAGUGCCACACAGAUUAAUGAUGUCCAAGAAACAAUCAUGACAAUCAGGACUCGUUACCGAGUGCCCCAGAACAGUUCGUUGGAUCGUCUUCUAAACCAGCUGCCAGGUUUUCUAGGAGGACUGAACAGUCCAAACAACGUCAAGGUGUGGUAUAAUAACAAAGGAUGGCACGCCAUGGUGUCAUUUGUCAACAUAAUGAACAACGGCCUGCUGAGAGCAAGCCUUCCACCGGGUCCAGAGAGGAGGAGACACGGCAUCACUGCCUACAAUCACCCCCUCAACCUCACCAAGGAGCAACUCACUGAGAUGGCCAUGAUGACCACAUCAGUGGAUGUUUUGGUUGCUAUCUGCGUGAUCUUUGCCAUGUCCUUUGUACCAGCCAGCUUCGUCCUUUUUCUGAUUGAAGAGCGAGUCAGCAAAGCCAAACACCUUCAGUUUGUCAGUGGGGUCAAACCGGUCCUUUACUGGCUUACCAACUUCACCUGGGACAUGUUAAACUACGCCGUCCCUGCCACCAUGGUGGUGCUGAUCUUCAUCAGUUUCCAGCAGCAGUCGUAUGUCUCUGAGAAAAACCUGCCAGCUCUCAUCCUGCUCCUGCUACUCUAUGGGUGGUCCAUAACACCCUUGAUGUACCCAGCAUCCUUCAUCUUCACAGUCCCAAGCACGGCCUAUGUAGUCCUUACAUCCAUCAACCUGUUUAUAGGAAUCAAUGGCAGCAUCGCCACCUUCGUCCUGGAACUAUUUGUUGAUGAGCAUCUAAACGAAGUUAACAGAAUCCUGAAGAAGGUGUUUCUCAUCUUCCCUCAUUUCUGUCUGGGACGAGGCCUCAUUGACAUGGCCAAGAACCAGGCCAUGGCUGAUGCUUUCCAGCGACUUGGCACAAAGCCAAACCUGGAGCCUCUUCAGUGGGACGUCGUUGGGAAGAACCUAUUCGCCAUGGCAGCUGAGGGUGUCGUCUUCUUUAUCUUCACUGUUCUACUACAGUACAAGUUUUUCAUUCGCUUCAGGCCGUGGUGGGCUGAACAUGUGAUGCCUCCCCUCGGUCCAGAGGAUGAAGACGUCGCCAGAGAGAGGGAGAGGGUGAAAGGUGGCGAAGCGCACUCGGACAUCCUCACCAUGAUCGACCUGAGCAAGGUGUAUAAAGCAGGCAGGAAGCCAGCGGUGGAUCGCCUGUGCCUGGGGAUUCCCCGUGGUGAGUGUUUUGGCCUGCUGGGGGUGAACGGUGCAGGAAAGACCUCAACGUUCCGCAUGCUGACUGGUGACACUCCGAUCACUUAUGGAGAAGCUUUCCUCAACCAGUACAGUGUGUUGACAGAGAUGGAGCGAGUCCACCAACUGAUGGGUUACUGUCCACAGUUUGAUGCCAUCUGUGACCUGCUGACAGGUCGAGAACAUCUAGAGUUGUAUGCACGUCUACGGGGGGUUCAAGAAGCCUCGGUCUCUAAGGUGGCGCAGUGGGGCGUGAGUAAGCUUGGGCUGACUCAGUAUGCUGAGCGACAGGCUGGAGGCUACAGCGGAGGCAACAAAAGGAAACUCUCCACAGCUAUUUCACUCAUCGGCUCUCCACCUGUUAUAUUCCUGGAUGAACCCACCACUGGUAUGGAUCCCAAAGCCAAAAGGUUUUUAUGGAACUGCAUUCUCAGCGUCACCAAAGAGGGAAGGGCUGUGGUUCUAACCUCCCACAGUAUGGAGGAAUGUGAGGCUCUCUGCACCAGAAUGGCCAUUAUGGUCAAUGGCAGGUUCCAGUGUCUUGGAUCUGUACAGCACCUGAAGAACAGGUUUGGUGAUGGCUACACCAUCAUUCUUCGCCUAGCUGACACUACAUGUAAAUCCAAAUCCACGCCUGAGUCGUGUCCCGUCAGCAGCUACAUGAAGAACUCUUUCCCGUGUAUCGAGCUGAAGGAGCGCCACCAGAACGUGCAGCAGUACCAGUUGCCUUCACACGCCUGCUGUCUGGCCCGUGUCUUUGAUGUGCUGGCCAACAACUAUGAGGAGCUCGGCAUCACUGACUUCUCUGUUUCACAGACCACCCUGGACCAGGUGUUUGUCAACUUUGCAAAAGAACAGACUGAUGACGAUCGUCUUACACAUGUGGUCAUCAGCAAUGGGGCAGCGCAGACCAACCAGACUGCAGGGCCCACCAGGAUUAACCCUCCCACCAUCCACACACAGCCACCAGUUACCCCCCCUGGGUCAAGCAAGAGUCCUCAGCAAGACAAAUCAUCUGACAACAAACUCAAAGAGGGUAAAUCAAAACAGGCAAAGUCUACAGCCAUGACAAGACUGCCUCAGCCAGAAGUAGCGUCGCUGAGGAGUCGGAAGAGCAGUAGUGGCUCGAGUAGCAGUAAUGCUGGUUUUCAGGGAGAAUCCAGCAAAUCUGGUGGUUCCAAGCGUAAAGCAGAGAGCUCCAGUAAAGAUCCUUCUGCACUUUUUAUAGUGGGCAGCAGCACACAGGACAGUGCACUGUGAAGCUACUGGGGCAACACAGGAGGACGCAGGUGGAAAUACAAAACUCUAUUGUUGUUGAUUGGCUCAGUCUUCCCUCGAUCGAUCGCUUGAUCAUCACAGGACAACAAUGAAGGUAAAUUCAUUCCUUCAGCCUCCUCAAGUUGCUGCUCCCUGAUAAUAGCUCUGGUGCCUUUUCAGACGUUAACAGAGCUUUAGCUUCAUUCUACAGUGUCCUCUCUUUCUCACAUUAUCAGUCCAAAGAUCUAGUUUAUUUACCCUUAAUGUAUGAUCUUAGGCUGAAUUUGAAAACUGUGGAUGGCAUCCCUCAGGGUUCGAUCACUAGCCAUCUUACAUUUUAAUAUUUAUUUUUGCAGAAAGCACUUUAAAACAAAGAAAAUGCUGUAGAAAGUGCAACAGAGAAAGUUAUUGAUCCAGGUUCAUCACUAUAUGUCUUUAGAAAAUCUAGUAAGUAAAUUUUUGUUUUUUUAUUUUUAUUUUUUUGUCAUUUUCUUUUUCUUUUUAUUUUGUAUUUUAUGUCAUUUGUUAUUAAGUAGUGGUUUUGGUUACUGAAAACCUCAUUUAUUUUUCACAAGAUUAAUUGAAAAUAUGAGACAGUUUAAAAAAAAAUAGGAAAAAUAAUUGACUACUGUAUACUCAUAAAAAAGAAUACUUUUUGUCAGUGUUUUUUAAUAGUAAUAAUAUAGUAAUAGUAAUCUUCUAAUAGUAAUUAGAAGAUUGUUACAGCUAACUACUGAAAAGCCAUAAGAUUAUUUGAAAAAAUCUUAUUCCAAAAUUCAAACUGUUACAUGAAUGGUUAAAUGUAUUGAAAUGUAAACUUUAAGUUGGAUGUCUCGAAUCACUGUACCACCGAAUGUAGCUUUAAGGUGUUAUGCUUGAACAGUUUUACUUGAAGAUGAAGUAAUCUAUGUAUGUACAUAUUAUAAGAUGUACAUCAUAUACUCAUGAAAUGCUACUGUAAAAAGAAAAAAAAUGGUGUAUGACUGUAUGUUUUCUCCUGGAGUAAAAUAAACAUAUAUGGUUUCCUGUA